Passer domesticus (house sparrow) is the source of this 1844-nucleotide messenger RNA. Its product is annotated as zinc finger protein 501-like. Gene Ontology annotation, biological process: regulation of transcription by RNA polymerase II. Bases 45 to 1367 code for a protein of 440 amino acids. NCBI's taxonomy places the organism in Eukaryota, Metazoa, Chordata, Aves, Passeriformes, Passeridae. The record is from RefSeq and is a predicted model, not a curated record. Gene Ontology annotation, molecular function: RNA polymerase II cis-regulatory region sequence-specific DNA binding; DNA-binding transcription factor activity, RNA polymerase II-specific. The transcript is spliced from 2 exons. Gene Ontology annotation, cellular component: nucleus.
UUAGGGCUGAACCUCGGUGUUUGGGAGGUUUUUCUGGAGCCCCGAUGGCCGGUGAGUUCUGGAGAUGGACUCGGGCAGAGGGACCUUCAAUCUCAACGUGCUCAUCCCUUGUUUUCCCCAAACCAGGAUCUCCCAUUCCCAACCCCCGGGAGGCUGUGAGGAAGAGGAGGAUGCCCCGGGAGACGGAGGCAGAGCAGGAGCUGAGCAUGGAGAGCAGGGAGGACAAAUCCCCGCGGCAGAAGCUGGUGGCAGAGGCCGUUUUGAGCGGCUCCACGGCGCAGGAAGCCAACGGGGAGGAAAAGCCCCGGAGAUGCCGCACGAGGAGGGGCUGCAAACGCAGCUGGCGGGGAUCUGAGGGGGAAAGAGCCAGCCUGGGCCGGGAAGGCGGCCGCAGAUGGAGCCAGAGCUCGCAGCUGGUGGUCCGUGAGCAGCUCCGUGAUGGGGAGAAGCCCCACACGUGCGAGGAGUGUGGGAAGAGCUUCAGGUGGAGAUCCGACCUGAUCAGGCACAAGAGGAGCCACACUGGGGAGAGACCCUACGAGUGUGGGGAGUGUGGGAAGAGCUUCAGCCUGAGCUCCAACCUGAUGAAACACCAGAAAAUUCACAGCGGGGAGAGGCCCUAUGAGUGUGGGGAGUGUGGGAAGAGCUUCAGAAGCAGCUCCCACCUGAUCAGCCACCAGAGGAUCCACACAGAGGAGCGGCCCUACAAGUGUGGGGAGUGUGGGAAGAGCUUCAGAGACAGCUCCCACCUGAGCAAGCACCUGAGGAUCCACACUGGGGAGAGGCCCUACGAGUGUGGGGAGUGUGGGAAGAGCUUCAGAAGCAGCUCCCACCUGAUCAGCCACCAGAGGAGCCACACUGGGGAGAGACCCUACGAGUGUGGGGAGUGUGGGAAGAGCUUCAGCCACAGCUCCAAUCUGAUCAGUCACCAGAGGAUCCACACUGGGGAGAACCCCUACGAGUGUUCCAAGUGUGGGAAGAGGUUUCAGAGCAGCUCCAAUCUCCUCCAGCACUAUCAGACUCACACAGAGGAGAGGCCAUUCCUCUGCCCCGACUGCGGGAAGGGAUUCAGGCAGAACUGCGCCCUGGUCAGCCACCGGCGCAUCCACACUGGGGAGAGGCCCUACGAGUGUGAUAAAUGCAGGAAGAAGUUUCAGACCAGCUCCCAUCUCCUCCUGCACUAUCGCAUUCACACAGAGGAGAGGCCCUUCAGGUGCCCCGACUGCGGGAAGGGAUUCAAGCACAACUCCAACCUCGUCACCCACCGGCGCAUCCACACUGGAGUGAGGCCCUACGAGUGUGGGGAGUGUGGGAAGAGCUUCUCCCAGAGCUCUACCUUGACCCAACACCAACGGAGGCACCGGUGAGGGAAGCCCUGCGAGUGCCCCGAGUGCGGGAAGAGCUUCGUGCGCUGCUCCAGCUCCAUCCCCCACUGCAGGACCCACGCUGGGCACAGCCCUGCUGACCCACAUUCCCUGUGAUCCAUGAUGGGAACACACCUCGCUGCUUGUCCUUUUGGUUUGGCCUUAAUGUUUUUUUCUCUUCUCAAUCUCUAUGUAGUCCAAAAGCCAGGAGGCAUCGACCAGGUGCUUCAGAACACCUCAGUCCCACUGAAAGCAAGGGAAUUGCUGAACAAAGGCUCGACGCCACCUGAGAUUGCUUGUUCCCAGCUCAAAAAGUCUAAAUCCAACUCCAAAGGGUGUCGACUCCACAGCGGAGAGGGCGAGAUGGGGUUCAAAGCAGAUUGGCAGAGGUGGGAUCCCAAUUUGGAGCGGUGGGAUGGGGAUUGUGUGGGGCUGGGUGUGUGGGAUGUAUUUGAUAGCAAAUAAAACUCUCAGACUUAC